Molecule: messenger RNA, 749 nt
Organism: Aspergillus brunneoviolaceus CBS 621.78
Lineage: Eukaryota; Fungi; Ascomycota; Eurotiomycetes; Eurotiales; Aspergillaceae
Exons: 1
Coding region: 199-588 (129 amino acids)
Source: RefSeq, a predicted model, not a curated record
UGAAUGUUGACUCAAUCCUAUCUAGUAACUACCUACCGUUGACUCAGUUCCCACUACAUCGGUCCAGUCAGUUCGCUCAAAUCACCCAUCCUUAACAACUUUGAGAUAACCAAAAUAUUUUUCCGUCCCAAAUCUGACUCUUUCCGCCAUCCACUCACUCAUCAGCCAACCUCGCCUCCCUACCCAAAUCUACCCAGGAUGGCAGCAGUCUCCUCGCCCGAGCAAAACAUGAUCCGCAGCUACGUGACAAUCAGCCUGCUCAUCAUGAGUCUCACGAUGCGUCUCGCGCAGCUCCUCCACACCCACGCCACAGUCGGUCUCAAUGUUCCGCUUGUGCUACUUCCCGCAUUGUCCUUGCUCGUUACAUGGAUCGGAUCCUUGAUAGUCUUCGGUGGUGGCAAUCUAGCUCCGCUCUCCAGCCCGACCAGAAGUCGAUCGCUUAUUCUUGCGCUCGCGGCGGCGGACCUCGCGCUGGCCUACUUGAACGCCCGACAGCCUAAUGCGUCGGCGCUGGCCUAUAUCUCCUGUAUUGUGUCGUUGUUUCAGUUGGGGCUGGACUUGGGACUGUUCAUUUGGAUAAGGGACUGAAUCUGUACCGGCGGGUGGACUGUAUGCGAUGAGAGGGGUUGCCCUUGGCGCUUAUAUACUGAACGGAGUUUUGCUUUGCUUCUACAUAUACGCUAAAAUGAGGAAGUGUUUCAAGGGCGCGUGGGCGCAACUUAGCUAGGCCGGAUGGAUCUAUGGAGGAA